Messenger RNA from Lagopus leucura (white-tailed ptarmigan), 3111 nucleotides. It is a transcript of the gene SCN3B, whose product is annotated as sodium voltage-gated channel beta subunit 3. The coding region runs from base 64 to 735 and encodes 223 amino acids. The record is from RefSeq and is a predicted model, not a curated record. NCBI's taxonomy places the organism in Eukaryota, Metazoa, Chordata, Aves, Galliformes, Phasianidae. Gene Ontology annotation, cellular component: voltage-gated sodium channel complex. The transcript has 6 exons. Gene Ontology annotation, biological process: regulation of heart rate by cardiac conduction; sodium ion transport; ventricular cardiac muscle cell action potential. Gene Ontology annotation, molecular function: sodium channel regulator activity.
CCGCCGGAGCGCGGAUCCUCGGAGCAUCCUGUUGCGUUGUACGGGAGGAGCUGAGCCCGAGGGAUGAUGAGCUCCUCGCUCGGAACAAUGGCUGCGCUGCCGAGGCUGCUCUGCGCUUCUUCGGCCGCUUUGGUCGUUUGGGCUGGUUUUUGUUCUGCAGUAUGUGUUGAAGUUCCAUCAGAGACAGAGGCAGUCCAGGGGACAGACAUGAAGCUGCUCUGCAUCUCCUGCAUGAAGAGGGAAGAGGUCACAGCCAGCACAGUGGUGGAAUGGUUCUACAGGCCGGAGGGUGGCAAAGAUGAACCCAUCUACGAGCACAGGAAAAUGAAUCACGAGUUUCCAAGCCGCUUCAGUGGUCGGAUACAAUGGAAUGGAAGUAAAGACAUGCAGGAUGUAUCCAUCACUGUGUUAAAUGUCACCUUGAAUGAUUCGGGUAUCUACACCUGUAAUAUCACCCGGGAGUUUGAGUUUGAGAUUCACCGGCCUCUCUUCACAAGCUCCAGAUUGAUCCACCUUACCGUGGUGGAGGAGGCUGGAGAAGACUUCACCUCAGUCAUCUCUGAAAUCAUGAUGUACAUUCUGCUGGUCUUCCUCACCUUGUGGCUACUGAUAGAAAUGGUCUAUUGCUACAGGAAAGUCUCUAAGGCAGAGGAGGCUGCCCAGGAAAAUGCGACAGACUACCUUGCAAUUCCAUCAGAAAACAAGGAAAACUGUGCCGUGCCUGUAGAGGAAUAACAGAGAGGUAUCUGCAGAGUGCACAGCACCAAGGGGCUCUGAAGACAGAAGGAUCACGUCAUGCCAGCCAGGUUUGAGGGGGAGCUCUGCGCCAUCAGGAGGAAAUACGGGGAAGUGUAAAUUCUCUUCCAUUUGCCUUGGACUCUGUACAGCCUUGACUUUGGCCUCAUGACUCCAUUCUGAGCUGCCAGCCCAUUUGUUACAGGACUCUCCUUUUGAAGCAUGCUGAGCAAAGGGCACAGGGGGUGUGGGCAGCACGGCUCCUUCCCAAGUUUCAGUUCCAUCAUCACGUUAAUGGCUUUGUAACUGUUAAUGUCAUUUCUUAGCUGCUAUCACCACCACCUUUAUUUGCAAAAUAUGCUAGUUCUCCAUUGCAGACAUAAAGGGUAUGUGUAUUGUUACUCUGACCUGCAGGACUGGGAAUAUCUUCAUCUUAAGGUGAUGAUGUUCCACCACAGCCCAGGAUGUGACUAUAGGUGUUAAACAGGAAGAGUUUAAUUAGUGUAGUUGUUGCUCAGUAAGUUCCUUUGGACUUUGGGCUGCCAGGGUAGAUGCAGAGUAGCAUGAGAACUAAAAAAUGCAUUCAAACAGAUAAAAAUGUGUAGUAGAAAGAUGAGUCCCUGUGCUAUGGUCACACCUGCUUCUGAAGGAGGGAGCUGAGAAUAUAAAUCAUGAAGUACUCCUAAUUUGGGAGGCUGCAUAACGUAAGUAUAAGAAUCCCCUGUCCCAUCCCUUUCACUUAGCAAGAGUUGAAAUUCUUAGUUCCUUCCAUUUGCCUUGUGCAGCAGGUUUACUCCUCCAGCAUACAGAGACACAGUGAUAGGAAUAACCUGUGGAGCCGUGUUCAGCAACCACAGGGGAGCCAGUAAGACAAGGUAUGCCUUUAACAUAUUUCUGGGGGAUGCUCUGAAAGGAAGAACAGGCAAGGAAAGUAACUGGGAUGCAUAGCCCUCUGAGUGGGACACGGCUUUGUAAAAUAAUCCUUGCAAUUGUGAUGGUCGUCUUAUACUGUAUUGCAGCACCACCCAGAGGAAUAGAAAGAAAAUGCUUAUUUUUCCCUAGUCUGCAGUAAUUCUGUUUUGUGAUUAGUCACCGAUUUGAGUAGUCAGUAUUCAUUGUAAAUGACACAUUUCUGCACAGGAAAUACCCUGUAAAUUCAAUGGCACCUAUGCAAAUUUACCUUCUCAAUCUUAGUGGCUUAAGCAGAGUGCAAUUAGUUUGCUGGCUUCGAGUGUAAAUCAGUUGGGCACAACCACCAGGAUUAUGAGGAAAAAAACAGGCAGAAAUAUUGACCAGGGUAAAGUUGUACUUUAGGAUGAAGUGGGGAAAGAUUGAGGGGGUUUUUUUCGUAUGGGAGAUGUUGUUACAUCCCUGCUGCAAUGGAGCCUUUAUUGCUUGCAAGAGCUGACAAAUUUUGCUACACCGACUGCUUCUAAGUACUCUGAAGUGCUUGUGAAUCUCAAGGCAUGCUCUGUACAUAUGGGAUUUCCCCUGCUUAUGUUCUGCUGCAGUUUGUGUUGCUAAAAACCAUAGAAAUGUCUCCAUUUGUAAGUCAGGUCCAGGCCAGAUUUCUAACUGGCUGUUGUUCAAAAUUCCUUUUUUAAGAGCAAGUUUCAACUUUAGCCAGCUGUUACAAUGCAGUUCACAGAGCUGAGUCUGGCAACCUGAGCACGUUUUGCAGCUGAAUCACGCUUGUAGUCUGGGCACCUUGAACUUUAAUACCCCCAAAUGCCUCCUCUUCUCAUUCUGCUGGGUGUCUUCAUUUUCCCUAGGCCAUCUUGCCUGGCCUCAGGGCAUUUGGGGGCAUAAUUCUAACUCUAGAUCCACAGAAACAGAGGAGCUGGCCCUGCAGUUUCCGUCGCUGAUCAUGGCACUAACACCCAGGGUGAUUUUUAGGUAAGGCCAUUAAACCCCUCUCCCACUUCAGCCGUGUUCCUCCCAGCCCUUGUGAAGUGCUGAUAACCUUCUGAUGGUACAACGUUGUGCCAAAAGAAAACCAAAAAACAAGGAGUAAACAGUUUGUUGAGAGCUACCUCGGGUGGUAAGGGAGGGCUGUCCUGUAGUCCUGCACCUUGUGCUAUUUUACACACAUCUUCUUUAGAUGCUUUUUUGGACACAUCUUUCACUUUUCCAAUUCCUGCAUCUGACUAUUGCCCUGUGUUGUCCUAGAUGGGAAAAUGGUGUCUAAAUUUUGCUCAGGAUUCCAACGGUGAAAAAAAAAAGGUUGGUUUAUUUCAAGGGCAGCAUUAAAGGCAGGUUGUGUCCUGGGAGACACGGUCCUGGUUGGGAUCUGAAGAGACCUUCUCUGUGUAUCUGGAAAUGAUAGAAAAGCCUAGAAGCAGGCAGGACAAUAAAAAGAACAAAGCACUCACAAGU